AUGGCCCCCAAUUCCCCCCUCAAAGACAAAGCCACCACGGCCCUCAAGCACAAUCCCUCCGCCCUCGGCGACCCCAUCUCCAUCAAAUCCGAGACCACGCCCAGCGAGCACGAUCUCCAGGGCUCUGGCUCUCCCGACACGCCAACAACGCCCAAAGACAAUGAAAAGAAACAGCAGCAGCAGCAGCAGCAGCGGCAAGCGCCGAAAGAUAGCCAGAGGAAAGGCGAUGGCAAGAGUUUGAAGGAGGUGGCCGAGGCCGCGAAUCCGAGCAUGUUGGGGGAUCCGGUGAGUCUCAAGGCGGAGACGAGCGAGACGCAGGUCACGGAGGGGGACAGGGGGGCAUUGAGGGAUGGGGAGAAGAAGAAGGGGAAGGGGGACUCGAAGCUGUGA
This is a messenger RNA of Cyphellophora europaea CBS 101466, 390 nucleotides long. RefSeq lists its product as uncharacterized. The record is from RefSeq and is a predicted model, not a curated record. Bases 1 to 390 code for a protein of 129 amino acids. NCBI's taxonomy places the organism in Eukaryota, Fungi, Ascomycota, Eurotiomycetes, Chaetothyriales, Cyphellophoraceae. The transcript has a single exon.